AUGAUCCUACGAUACACCUGGGUUGCAGACACAUCCCCCGUGACUCCUCACCAGACCUUCCACGAGCUUAACCCAGCGCGCACCGCAGCUACAGCCCAGCAGCAGCACCAGCGAGGAGCCCCGAGGCAGCUCCACUCACACCGACCGUGCCCGACGCCCGCAGGGAGAAGCCGCGGGUCCGCUCCGCUCACACCGACCCUGCCCGGCGCCGCCGCUCCCUCAAGACGCUGCCCGCACGCCGCCACCGCACGGCCCCUUCCGGCGGCGCUACGGCGGCCGCGGCGGGACACGGCUCCCCGGGCGCAGGCGCGGAGGGGCGCGGAGGCCGGGCCGAUGAGGGGCCUGGCGCGGCCGGCGCUGAAGGCGCGAUGGUGCCGCUCGCUCUGGGCGCUGCCGGCAAGGGCCGCCGCCAACGCCGCUUCUUCGCCUCCUCCUCCUCCUCCUCCUCCUCCUGUGGGAGCCUCGCCGGGCGCGCUGAACCCGUUCGACCGGCGGCUGAAGCGGAAGCAGAAGAACUGGGCGGCGCUGCAGGCCGAGCCCGCCAAGUGCGAUUACCUACGGGAGGAGGUCGGCGGCAGGAUCGCGGACCGGGUGUUUGACAUCACCAGAACGUUUCCUCUGGCUUUGGAUGUUGGCUCUGGAAGAGGUUACAUAGCUCAGCACUUAACCAAGGAAACAGUUGAAAAACUUAUUCAAGUUGAUAUCGCAGAGAAUGCUUUAAAAAAUGCUAUAGAAUCUGAAAUCCCAACGGUCAGGGUUGUAGCUGAUGAGGAAUUCCUUCCUUUCAAAGAAGAUACAUUUGAUCUUGUUGUCAGCAGCUUAAGUUUGCAUUGGGUGAAUGACCUUCCUAAAGCUUUCAAAGAGAUCCACCAGGUGCUGAAGCCCGAUGGAGUGUUCAUUGGAGCCAUGUUUGGGGGGGACACCCUGUACGAGCUGCGCUGCUCCCUGCAGCUGGCUGAGCUGGAGAGGGAAGGGGGCUUCUCUCCUCACGUGUCACCCUUCACUGCUGUCGCUGAUCUGGGACAUCUCCUCUCCAGGGCUGGCUUUAACACCCUCACUGUGGAUACUGAUGAAAUCCAAGUGAACUACCCAGGGUUAUUUGAGGUUAUGGAAGACUUACAAGGUAUGGGGGAGAGUAAUUGCUCUUGGAAUAGAAAACCUCUGCUGCACAGGGAGACAAUGCUGGCAGCUGCUGCAAUAUACCAAGAAAUGUAUGGAAACAGCAAUGGCUCUGUACCUGCCACCUUUCAGAUCUACUACAUGAUUGGCUGGAAAUAUCACGAGUCACAGGCAAAACCAGCCCAGCGAGGUUCUGCAACAGUUUCGUUUGGAGAUCUGGCAAAAGUAGAAGGACUUCUUAAAAGAGGAAAAAAAUAGUUGUUCUUCAGAAAUAAUAAUUGCCUUGAAACUUCUAUAAAAGUUUUAAUUGCAGACAGUCUUCACUUGUGCUUAUCUAGUGAUGACCUCCUGAAAUGAUAAUAAAGUAUGCACAAUAGA
Agelaius phoeniceus (red-winged blackbird) is the source of this 1497-nucleotide messenger RNA. NCBI's taxonomy places the organism in Eukaryota, Metazoa, Chordata, Aves, Passeriformes, Icteridae. The record is from RefSeq and is a predicted model, not a curated record.